Messenger RNA from Ixodes scapularis (black-legged tick), 900 nucleotides. RefSeq names its product opioid-binding protein/cell adhesion molecule-like. The record is from RefSeq and is a predicted model, not a curated record. Gene Ontology annotation, biological process: homophilic cell-cell adhesion; axon guidance; dendrite self-avoidance. Gene Ontology annotation, cellular component: axon; plasma membrane. The coding region runs from base 119 to 541 and encodes 140 amino acids. Gene Ontology annotation, molecular function: cell-cell adhesion mediator activity. NCBI's taxonomy places the organism in Eukaryota, Metazoa, Arthropoda, Arachnida, Ixodida, Ixodidae. The transcript is spliced from 2 exons.
UCUUCGUCGUGUUUCGUAGUGGCACACGGACGGAACUGUCGCACUCUCAACCUUGUUUCCUAAAGAACUCCACAUUAUUCAACUAGAAGCUUGCCUCAAGUUUGUUGUGUAACCACCAAUGAAGAUAAGCGCUCUUCUUAAAUGGCUCGUCGUCUUGCAUUUGACGUCAUUUGGCUUCGCAAACGGCGAAAAAGCUUCGACAGAACCUCCGAAGCUUCGAGAGUUAAGGUUCCCGGAUGACCUUUCUGUGAACGAAGAAACUACCCUGAACUGCUACGUUCGCCGAGGUACCGAGCCGUACCGGUUCGCCUGGUUCAAGAACGAGGUGCCUCUCGUGCCAAACGACAGAAUGUCCGUAGCCCAAGUGUCCGGCCGAAUGACCACGCUGACCUUCCGCAGCGUGAGCCCCGAAGACGUGGGCAACUAUACGUGCCAAGUCAGCAACCCCGCUGGAAAGGACACGGUCAGCGCGACCCUGCACGUCACAGGUGGGCCGGAUAUCUGCGAAAGGAUUGAUUGUACCCUAAGCGUCAUCUCGUAAAAGUGUCUCAGCGUGUGCAUUGACAUCGUUGUGCACACGGCGUAUAUACUUCAUCGUGCUCAAAAGCCACGUAGGUCUGUCAUAAAAGGCUCAAAAUACCCGGUAUGAACGUUUUAUUUCAUGUUUUUUUAUAAGGAAACUUCAGAGCCUCGUUCGUUUAGUUUGACUACUGCACUUCAAUUGGCUUUUUGACAGGCUGUCGACCCUUCCUCUCCUGUGUACCUGCAGUCGUGCUGGUAGAUAAUGAAAAUAUUAUAACUCGAAGGCUGAAACACGUCACGUUGAGAACGAUGAUGUAAUACAUAAUAAUACAACGACACAGAACAAAGAUCGUGUUUUUACGUUAUCAGUGAAGCUAC